UUGGCCAGUGUGUUUGCCGGCAUCGGAUUCGGCAACGCAGGAGUUCACCUGUGCCAUGGCAUGUCCUACCCCAUAGCUGGGAAUGUGAAGACCUACAAAGCUAAAGAGUACAAUGUGGACCAUCCUGUUGUGCCUCAUGGUCUGUCGGUGGUGGUGACGUCUCCAGCUGUGUUCUCCUUCACCGCCAGCAUGUGUCCAGAGCGCCACCUAGAGGCAGCUGAAAUACUGGGGGCUGAUGUCAGUAAUGUGAAGAGGGCUGAUGCUGGCCUCGUCUUGGCUGAUACACUCAGGAGCUUCCUCUACGACCUGCAGGUGGAUGAUGGGUUGUCAGCAUUGGGAUACGGAACCAAUCAGGGGCGUAUCCGACGGGGGGGAUGCACGCACUAA
Engraulis encrasicolus (European anchovy) is the source of this 387-nucleotide messenger RNA. RefSeq names its product hydroxyacid-oxoacid transhydrogenase, mitochondrial-like. Gene Ontology annotation, molecular function: metal ion binding; alcohol dehydrogenase (NAD+) activity. Gene Ontology annotation, cellular component: mitochondrion. The transcript is spliced from 6 exons. NCBI's taxonomy places the organism in Eukaryota, Metazoa, Chordata, Actinopteri, Clupeiformes, Engraulidae. The coding region runs from base 61 to 387 and encodes 108 amino acids. The record is from RefSeq and is a predicted model, not a curated record.